AUGACGCCUCCACCAAAAGAUUUCAUCCUCUUUGAUGAGCCUACUUGCUCGAUCGCUCGCGACAAGCCACUGUCGUCGCCUUCUUCUGCCAGCGAUGCUCCAAUUGCCAACUCCUUCACAAAGCAUCGCUCGCCACAUCAGUCGCCCAACUUUGACGACAUCGCCCCACCUCCACCAUACACGCUCGACCACACAGGCGGUCCAAGACGUAAGCGUCAGAGAAGCGAUGCCUGUGCUCCCUCCUCCUAUGCUCGUUCCAGUCGCGAAGGUACCUCGACUUCGUCCGGUCAGGCCUCCAACGAGCGCAUCACUCCUCCUGAUCCACCCAGCGGUAGCUUGGGUGCUCCCAUGCACGACCUCAGUCUCGGAGAAUCCAUGCCCUCGCGCAAUCAUGACCCCAACAUCACCACCUCGGCCUUGGCAUCGCCAGCCAUGGCCUGCAUGUCACACGAGCAGCAAGAACGCAUCAAGGCUCAAAUUCGAGCAGAGCUCGCCGGCGUCGACUCUCGCGCCUUCAAAGGUCCUCUGCGCGAUAUCCUACAGAAGCACGACUACACGCCUAGACCCAACGACAUGCAGACCAGCCCGCUGUCCGCCUCCUCCGAUCCCAUGCAGGCUGGUGUAGCACCCUCCUUCAGCCUGUUUCCCGACUACGAGCUCGGAACUCAGUCUCAGAGCCAGUCUGGUCACCAAAACAAACACCAGUCGCAACUGACUUCCAGCAGCACCAACGAUGACCACAACGACGACGACGACGACAAUCUGCAGCCGCAUCCGCAGCGUCCUUCCGACCUCCGUACGCGCAGCAGCACCUUCGACGGCAGCUUUGGCGCCAUGUCCUAUCCACCCGCUCGCCAUUCGCAAAACUACCUCCCCGACUGGGCUCGUCAGUCUCAAUCCAGUCAGGCAUCCCGAGACACGCCCUCGCAACACUCGCAGCAGUCCCAACAUCCCCUGCAUCAGUACCAACGGCCGCACAUGCCACCUCCACUCAUGUCGCAGAGUCAACUCGCUCAGCGCGGAGGUCCGGUGUCCAUGAAUUCUACCGACGUCGUCGGCACACCUGUCAACGGCUACAGUCCAGGCGCGCGCAGGUCACUCAAACGCGAAUCAAGCAGGCUCACCGUCAGCCCUCAGGAGGCUUUCUUGGAUUACGACGAUGUCGAGAACGCCCUCUCGCACUCGGGGCUGGGUGAGAUGCCCAGUCUAUUUGCAACUGUGCCGCCAGGGCUGUCGGAUGCAAAGCCAACUUCCUUGCGCUAUCCGAGCGCUCACACCGGGACCAAUUUGCCUCGUAUCAUGUCUCAGCACAGUAUCGCUCGCGCCAGAUCCAUCACGGCAGAUUCCAGCUACGCUACACGCUCUGUACCCAUGAGUAGGAACGACACGGCCAGACCGCAUCACUACCAGAAUCCAAGCCGACCCGGUCCCACCGUUCAGCAGCCGCCCGCGGGCCGAUCGCCCUAUCCAACGCAGAGCGAUGGUCGUGGAACGGCAAGUCAAGAAUCGGGCUCUCAGAGCAGCCUCUUCAGCCCCGUCGAAAGCGGCGAUACCAUCUCGACGGAUGACGACGAAGACGAGAGGCCUUACUAUCCUCCGAACAUGCGUCCGAGCAUGAUCCAAGGCGGUCCUAGCAGUCUUUAUCUCAACUAUCCCACCAAGUCGGACAGUCGUGUGUCGACGUCAGCGUCACCGUCCGCAAUCGCGCGACCACUCCCAGGAAAGCAACGUACGGCCAGUACCGCGAGUGACGCGUGGUCACAGGUGCGCAAUGAGCCAUGGGCUUUCCGACCGGCGCAUACGAACCAGCCUCGCUUCUCGGACGUGUCGGCGUCGAGCAGCGACUCGGACGACGAGCGCAACGCCAGGAGGGGAGCCUACCUGCAGCGCCAAGAAGCAGAGCACUCUUCGCGUCACGCGUACUCUGCGCAGCACCACCAACUACACCACCAGCAUGGCGCUGGUCUCCCGCCCCACUACCAUUCGCAGUCGCCUCACGCGCGCUACACGCCGUCAGGUGCACGUCCUACCAACAGGCCAAGCUUGGGUCAGCACCAGUCGUCGUCCGAGGAUGUCGACGAUACCGAUGCAAGGUAUCGACGUCCGUCGUAUUCGUCGAGCCGCACCGAGGAGAGGGUGCCGCCACCGAGGUCGAAUGUGCCAGGUGCUCUGGGAGGCUACGGCUACAUUCCGGGAAGUCAAGAGUCCGGAUUGAGCGUCAAUGCUACAGGUACCGAGGCGAGUCAGGACGAGGACAGUCUCAGCGCGUCGAUCCGGUCGUCGGCGCAUACGAGCGAUCGCAGGACCGACGGUGGUGCGCCUCGAGAGAUCAGCGCUCCACCUCCGUUGUUGACGUCGAGGCAGCCGAGUUUUGUGGCCAGUGCGCACAAAGUCACAGCGGCAAGGGCGGGAGGAGUCGAUUCGCUGCGAACCAAGGAGGAGAAAGUGGAAGCGAGUGGCGAGGAGGAAGGGUCCGAGACGGGCACCAACAGCCCCAAUGGCGACGGCAACGAGUCAGACUACGAAGAUUCCAUCGAGGGGAACGCGGGUGUGGCUGCGAAGAAAGCGGCAUGUUCGACGCAGUCCAAGACGUCGAAACGUACGUCGGUGGAUGGCGCAAGUGCUACGAAAUCAGCCACUGUGGGCGCCGAUGGAACGACCAAGUGCGACUACGUGUCGCCCGUCACGCGUAUCGCCUGCCAGACCGCGUUCCACCGACCGUACGACUUGGCCAGGCACAGAGAGACGAUCCAUGCAAGGGAAGAAGCCGGCUUCCUACGCGAAGGAAAGCUCAAACUACCUGAUUGUGUGGUGCUGGGCAAGGAGGUGGAUCCCAAGAAGAGCACCGCCGUCGUCGAGUGGAAGUGCAAAGCGUGCGGAGCCAACUUUAGCAGAAAAGACGCCAUGUUGCGCCAUGAACGCCUGAGGCACAACGCUGCCAAGUAG
Molecule: messenger RNA, 2946 nt
Organism: Mycosarcoma maydis (corn smut)
Lineage: Eukaryota; Fungi; Basidiomycota; Ustilaginomycetes; Ustilaginales
Exons: 1
Coding region: 1-2946 (981 amino acids)
Source: RefSeq, a predicted model, not a curated record